Diorhabda sublineata is the source of this 2962-nucleotide messenger RNA. Its product is annotated as CD63 antigen-like. Gene Ontology annotation, cellular component: membrane. The record is from RefSeq and is a predicted model, not a curated record. The transcript has 6 exons. Bases 216 to 923 code for a protein of 235 amino acids. Lineage: Eukaryota; Metazoa; Arthropoda; Insecta; Coleoptera; Chrysomelidae.
AAAAUAAGGGGGGGGUAAAUUUGUUUGGAGUGGGAACCACUGCGCAAAGGAGAUAUUCUGGUAAACAUUUACAGUUUAGUAUUGUCAAUAAAGAGUUGCAGGUAGAAUCGUAUUUUAUAUAUACGUUCAUCAAUACAUAAAUUUCUAACGAUUAUCUUGUCUGAUAAUUUACUUAAUUCGAGUCAGAAGGUUUGGUUUUCCAUUCGUUAAUAAAAAUGGUGUCUGGAGGGAUGUCUUGUAUAAAAUAUUUGUUAUUCGCUUUUAAUUUGCUUUUUGCCAUAUCUGGUAUUGCUAUAUUAACUAUAGGAACAAUAGUACACAUUCUAUAUACCCAAUAUUCACAUUUUUUAUAUACUGGAUAUCAUUUUGUACCUUUGGUGCUUAUUGUUGUUGGUGUAGUCAUUUUUAUAAUCGCGUUUUUUGGUUGUUGCGGAGCCGUCAAGGAAAAUCAUUGUAUGAUAGUAACAUUUUCUGUUUUUUUGCUGAUUAUCUUGGUGUUGGAAAUUGUUAUUGGAGUUUGGGGGUACAUUAAGAAAGAUGAAGUUGGAACUAUGUUGGAAAAUCAGUUAAAUGAUACAAUGCCGGAAUAUUACACUAACCCCGAUAUAAAAGAUUCUUGGAACAUUGUUCAACACGAGGCCGAAUGUUGUGGGGUAAAAGGACCGAAAGAUUGGCCUAAAAUAACUCACAACGAAACAUUACCUUAUACAUGCUGUCCUAAUACACCCGAUGACGGUUCGUGUAAAAUUGAUUCCGAAAAUGUUUAUAACGAUUCGUGCGUCGAUAAAUUGAAACAGAUAUUUAUUAAAUAUGGUUCGAUUAUUGGGGGUGUAGGUCUAGGUGUCGCGGGACUGCAGCUUAUCGGGAUAGUUUUCGCUUGCUGCUUGGCCUGUUCAAUCCGCAAAGAAUACGAAACAGUAUAAACUUUCAACAUAUUUUCGUGCACCGAUAUAACAUAAGUAUUUUUAAUUAUAUAGUAAUUUAUCCACUGUUUUCAUUUUAAUAAUUGUAAUUCGAUUAGAAUCUACUUUCCAAAGUUGACAUCAAUUUUAUUGGUAUUUUGAAUUUUACCGCUAAAACGCGAGAAACUGCCAUGGCUUUUCAAUUUAGGUUAUGUCAACAAACCUUAUAAUUUAGUCAAAUUUUUGCAAAUUCUUUUGAUUUUGUAUUUGGAAGGCAAAAAGUGUCUGAACAAAUUAACUCACAAACAUUGACACAAGUCUGAUAUAUUUUUUUUAAUUUCAUAGACAAAGUACAAUUUUUAGUAGAGGUUAGACGUUACAAAAAGUAGUUUUUUGCUUAUGAAAAGUUGUAUAAAGUGGACAAUUUAGAUCUUGAAAAUGAUUCUGCGAGUCUACUGUGAAUUUUUGAAAAAAAAUUAAUGAAACUGCUCAAAAAUUAGGAAGUUUUCACACAAAACUUCAAAAUACGAUAAUAUUUGGAACUUUUCCAUUCGGAGGCUGUCACAUAAUCGUCCUACACUACUUUUUGUGCGUUAUUCGCAGACUGAUUUAUCAUUUUUGUUCAUAAAAGGAUUUUUUUAUUUGUGUUACAUCUAGAUGUUAAGAUUUUGGUUUUUUUACUUCGAUAAAAAUUAAAAUUCUAAGGCAGAGUACAAAACAUUUCCAAAAUAUGUCUGAAAUAAUAUCAUAAAGAUGAAAAUACAUAAAUGCAAAACCCUGUAUACGUUAAUUUUGAUAUAAAAUAGUUCACUACCACAUAAACGGGAAUAUAGUGUGAUGUAAUGAAUUUUGAAAUUUAUUCUAAUUAUCCAUCUAGUUUGGUAGAGAACUUGUUAUUUGGACCAUUAUUUUUGACUCACCUGUAUAAGAGUCUCAAGAAAAUUUUGGUCAAAAUUCAUACUAACUUCAGUAUACAUUCUUCUCAUUAUUACGAUAAAUAUUGAUAUAACUCUUACAUAUUUAUUCAAAAUUAUAUUUUUUUCAAUAAGUUUAUUAUACUAUAUGGAAUAAUUGACAGUGUCUAUUUUAUUUACCUCUAGACUCUUUCUUAAGGAAUUCACAGCCAUUUCACUGCCUCCACCAAUUAUUUGUUUACGUUGGCAAAUCUGUAGAUUCUUGAUUGGUCAGAUUUAUUUUGACAUUUAGAUAAUGGCGUAAUUUGUAAACACACAUUUUAAUAAAUCUUGUCGUAAUUUCUUGUUAUUAUUCUUAUAGGAUUGAUUUAAGUGAACUAUUCCAAAUUCUAACAGACUUUAUAACCAAAGAAUUUAUUUUUCAAAUAAAUAAUUACUUAUUGGCCAUUUUUCAUUCUUUAUUUGUUCUAAUAAUUAGUGUUAUAAGGGAAGUUCUAAAAGUGGUUUGUGUUGAAUUUUCUAAUUUGGUGUUAUUCAAACGUAUUUUGAUUUAAAUAGUACUCGAAGAGCCAAAGCUAUUUUACAAUUUAACGUGAGUCUUAUAAGGUAAUUUUUAUAUGAGGAAAUCAUUAUUUUUUAAAAUUGUAUACCCAGUAUUUAUACUCGAAUGAAAAUUAACGAUUUUUCAGUAUUUUUAAAUAAAUGUUAAUUAUUUAUCAAUUAGGUAAUAAUGUUAUUCAGAAAAAUAAACUGUUAAAUAUUUGUAAUUAAUAAUUAUUACGGGUAAAAUUCCUGCAUUAUUAAAAAUUAACAUUUAGCAGAAUUUCAAUUAUUAUAAAUAAAUUUUUUUCUGGGUAACAUCAAUACGAGUAACUUCAAUACAUUUACUUAUAAAAGAGUCGCAAUCUCCAUAUGUCAUUGAAUGACAUUUAUACCGGUUUGACAUGAGGUUAUAUGUCACAAAUUCUGGUAAAUGUAUUUUAGAUACCACUUUGUGUAAGUGCUGUAGAUGUUUAAUAUUUUUGGAAAAUUUCCCCAACGUGGUUUUGUACAGGUAUGUUUAUAAUUACAUAUCCUGUCGUAUUUUGGCUACAUAAUGUAUAUUGAUGUUAUUAUAAACAAUAAAUAUUACUACAGUAAAAAUAA